Molecule: messenger RNA, 2613 nt
Organism: Patiria miniata (bat star)
Lineage: Eukaryota; Metazoa; Echinodermata; Asteroidea; Valvatida; Asterinidae
Product: solute carrier family 2, facilitated glucose transporter member 8-like
Exons: 8
Coding region: 761-2284 (507 amino acids)
Biological process (GO): carbohydrate transport; transmembrane transport
Cellular component (GO): membrane
Molecular function (GO): sugar transmembrane transporter activity
Source: RefSeq, a predicted model, not a curated record
AGCUCAGUGGAUAUUGCACUAUCGAGUAAAACCAUGCACAACUUAAUGAUCACGAAACGCAAUAUUUUCCAUGGCACCCAUAUUUUGAAAUCAGUCGACUGAUUGUUGGAAAAUCACCUACAUUUCUUGAUUUUUUUUCACUAAAUGAAGGCAAGCCAGAUGGCAUAAUUUCACAGGGUGUUAGUACCAGUACGAUCUUUAAAUCCAAGUAAGCUUUUUGAAAAUUAGGUUACAUUUGGGAUAUAAAAUACAAGUACAUGUAUCCUUUAUUUUCAAAACCGGGGACCUAAGUAAAGAAUCGGGCUGAAGCAUAAAUCUGGGAGCCUCAUCUGCAAUUACCCCGACGUUUGUAAAAUAGCUAUGAAGUAUUACGCGAACCCAUGAGGGCGCCCUGCUCGAGCUCGUGACAGUCGCGUACGUACGUACGUAAACACGUAAAGGUACACCCAUGCAUUGUCGCAUGCGUGAAGGUAUGCACGUACGCACCCACGCACCUACGCACCUCCGGUUACGUGUACGUGUACAAUGUACAAGUAUCGAGGCGGGCAGGCUUACUCCCUGGUCAGCCCCCACAAGAUUGUGCUCGACGCACCGCGGAAAUAUCACGUCAACUCGCACUUUUCAUAAUUUAUGCGAUCUUCAACGAGUAUUGGAAUCCAAGGGGAAUCCGAAGGAGGAUUUGCUAUUUAAUUUGGGCAUGUUAGAUGCCGAGUGAAUUUAGAUAAAGAAGGUUUUUUCGGAACAGGAAAUCAAGCUACACAUGACAAUGAAUGUGCAGUCGGACGCAGAGAAACUUGGGCUGUUGGUUGCAGCGAGUGAGCGGCCACGCAAUAAGAAUGGCAAGCUGUUUGUGUGUUGCGCCUGUGCCCUACUGGCAGCCUUCAGCAUGGGCUUUGGGCUCGGCUACUCUUCCCCCGCCGAUCCAGAUCUGCAAAGCAAGGGGAUACUUUCUCCUGAUCAAGUCUCCUGGUUUGCGGCUCUUUUUGCGGUGGGCGCCAUCGGUGGUGGGCCCAUUGCCGGUUUUCUUCUGGGUGUUGCCGGACGUAAGCUGACUCUCAUGACGUGCGCGCUGCCGUUCGUCGCAGGCUGGGUUCUGCUGGCGACCGGCACGGCCGUCUGGUUGCUGUACAUCGGACGGAUACUGACCGGUAUAGGGGCCGGAAUGACGUCACUGGUCACUCCGGUGUACAUCGCUGAGAUGUCCAGUCCUCAACUCCGAGGUCUGCUUGGUGCUAGCUUCCAGCUGAUGAUCACCCUCGGCAUUCUGGUUGUCUACGCUCUUGGCAUCCCUUUCAAUCACGUCUGGUUGGCCAUCGUCGGCGCGGGUGUGGCUGCUGCCCUCGUGGUCACCAUGAGCUUCAUGCCGGACACGCCGCGAUUCUAUCUGAGCCAGCACAAGCGAGAGAGGGCGCUGGUCGUGCUUCGCUGGCUGCGAGGACCCGACGCGGAUGUGGAUGUCGAAUGCAGAGAGAUAGAAGAUGCGUUGGAUAAUUCCAAUGAGAGUUUUUCCAUCCGUGAGUUCUGCCAAAAGUCGCUGCUCAAGCCGCUCUUCAUCUCCAUCAUGCUGAUGAUUUUCCAGCAGUGCAGUGGCAUCAACGCCGUCAUGUUCAACGCCAAGGACAUCAUGACGUCGGCCGUUCAGGGUAUCUCUCCCGACGCGGCUACGAUCAUCCUGGCAGCGGUCCAAGUCGGUGCGACGUUCGUGAGUGUCAUUCUCAUGGACGUAGCUGGCAGGAAAAUUCUACUCGUCCUAGCAGGUGCUCUAAUGGCCAUCAGUUCCGGCACCUUCGGCCUCUACUACCAACUCACAGGCAACGAGAACAUCACAACGACCGUUGCGUCAGCCUUCGACUUCUUAGGUAACGCCACAGUCUCACCGUCCCCUGCCACCGGCACAGACCUUACCUGGCUGUCCCUGGUCAGCAUCAUCAUCUACAUCAUCGGAUUCUCCAUCGGUUGGGGACCCAUCCCCUGGCUGAUCAUGUCGGAGAUUUUCCCGACGAAAGCUCGGGGGGCAGCAAGCGCCAUCGCCGCAGCCACCAACUGGCUGUUUGCGUUUAUCGUCACUAAGACCUUUACGCAGCUUGAGGACGGACUGACCAGGCAAGGCACAUUCUGGCUCUAUGCCGGUGUCUGCGUCGUCAGUGUCAUCUUCGUUUUAUUCCUCGUUCCUGAGACGAAAGGCAAGACGCUUGAGGAGAUAGAAGCAGGCUUCACUGGCCAAACCGUGCAUAGUAAUGUGCAUCCCACUUCUGACCCCGACAGGGAUGGAGUCAAUGACUAACGUAUCACCAUCUGCAUAUUUGGUCUCCUUGUGCUAUUUUCGAAUUCAUCCCCAAAAUAGCUUUCUCUUUUAACCAGUCCACGCAGGGAAUAUUUUGACAAGAACGAAACGAGGCGCAGGAUUGCUUUUCACUUGAUCUAAAGCCAGUCGGGUUUAAGCCAUCACCCUCGGGCAGCACACUCAUAUUUCCGUCCUCGCUCGCUGCCAGCGGGUCGCUGUCAGAUAUUUCCGGCCUCACUCCCUGCGUGUUUAUCUUUCAUACACGGCCUCCGGCGCGAACUGGUUCAAGUUGCUAUUUUUCUAGUAGUACAAGAGAUAUCACUUUUGAA